AUGGCGACCAGUCAAAGCACGGCACCUUCGUUCUUCAACUUCCUAAAGGAAGGCCUCCUCCUCCCGACCCGCAACCGGAAGCUCUUCAUAGCGGUCGGCGCCAUCAUCGUCGCCUCCACCACGCUGCUCCUCCUCGGCAGCGACCUGGCCGUCCAGCCCCUCGCCGACGAGAUCCAGCUCGACGUCAAGGCGCUAAACGGCACCGACCCCGGCAGCCUGGAGUACGCCAAGCUCGUACAGGAGAUCCAGGAUGACACCAAGGAGCUCCUGCUCGUAAGCGCGGGGUACCUGCUGUUCGCGGUCGUCGUCAGCUCCGCCGUCCGGAUCCUCCUCCUCUUCGCCACCGUCUUGACGUACUCCGGCGAGCAGCGUGCUACCUUCAGCGAGCUCCUCGGGAAAGCUAAGGCGCAGCUGAAGGCCCCCCUGCUCACGCUCGCCUUCGUCUACAUCCUGGAGAUCGUCUACGUCGUGUUUCUGGCGUUGAUGGGGGCGCUUCUCGUUGUUCUCAUGGCGAAGCAGUACUUCGUGUUGCUCAUCCUGGCGUCGCUGCUAGUCCUCUCCGCGGCCAUCUCCUUCGUGUACUUCUCCUUCGUCUGCUCUUUCAGCGUCGUCGUGGCGGUGGCCGAGCCCGGCUGCCACGGCGCAGCCGCCUUAGGCAGGGCGUGUAGGCUGGCGAAGGGGAAGAAGUGGCAGGUCGUGCUGUACGUCGCCGUUACCUGUGCCCUGGCCAGCGUCCUUUCGCCGGUGCACACGCUCGCGAGGACUUGCGCGGGUAAUAGCGUGGCUGUUGGGUUGCUCUUAGGUUUUGUGUACGCCGUUCUGAUGGCACUCGUGCAGUUGUUCGCCGUCUGCGCCAUGACCGCGUUCUACUACGAGCGCAGGGAGAACAUCGACAGCCAGCUGGGGGAUACUGCAUACACCAAGUUAUCAACGGAAGAAGCAAACGCUUGA
Messenger RNA from Triticum turgidum subsp. durum (durum wheat), 951 nucleotides. Lineage: Eukaryota; Viridiplantae; Streptophyta; Magnoliopsida; Poales; Poaceae. The record is from the annotation of a GenBank genome assembly.